AUGGUCCUGCUGCUGCUACUGCACACUCCGGUCUCUCAGUCCGCCCUUCGUGUCCUUCGUCCCCCGUUCGAUCUAUCAGCCUUCCCCAGGUUGAUUACCCGCCUUUGGAAGCGAAAGGCGGCCGAGGCGGCGAUAACAGACAAUCACUCCGCCACCAAGGAUUCCGUCGCCCGUUCGCAAGCCGCCACCAGACCUCCUCCCCGGAAGUCUGCUCGCAAGACGAACUUAGAUUCUCCUGGUAUCGCAGAACUUAACCCCGCUACCGAUCUGACCUCCGUCGUCUCGGGGGUGCUCACGGUUCGCGGAAAAGAAGGUCCUGAUUUGGUUACGCCGGCGUCAACCACCAUGGAGUCUGAUGAUGAUUUUAUGAGCGUUGCCUCCAGCGCCGAUGACUUUCUGGACACCCAGGCGAAUUUCGGUGAUGAUUUCGACGGCGGAUUCUCGAAAGAUAAAGACAUUGUUGCAACUUCACGAAAACCUUACGAAGUUGAAUAUAAAGUCCUAAACCCAGAUGACAUCGACCGGGAACAGACUCGACAAAUCAACGAAGUAUCAUCGAUUUUAAGUCUACCACCGGAAUCCUCUGCCAUCCUUCUACGGUAUGGACGAUGGAAUCGGGAAAAGCUUAUUGAGGGCUACAUGGAUCAUCCCGAAGAAACGCUGGAGGAGGCCGGCUUAGGGACGAACUUUGAGGGCACACCGAAGACUGAAGUAAUACCUGGAUUCGUGUGCGAGAUUUGCUGCGAGGAUGACAAUAACCUGGAGACAUACGCUAUGCGAUGUGGACAUCGUUUCUGUGUAGAUUGUUACCGCCACUACCUUGCACAAAAGAUUCGUGGGGAAGGAGAAGCGGCCAGGAUAGAGUGUCCGGGUGAUGGCUGUAAUAUGAUCGUAGAUUCUAAGUCGUUGGGCCUACUUGUCACACCCGACCUCAAGGAUAGGUAUUACACCCUCUUACAAAGAACCUAUGUCGAUGAUAAGGAAAAUCUCAAAUGGUGCCCAGCUCCCAACUGUGAAUACGCUGUUGAUUGUGCGGUCAAGCAGCGCGACCUCCGUCGCAUUGUACCCACCGUACAAUGUAGCUGCAAGCAUCAUUUCUGCUUUGGUUGCACACUUAACGACCAUCAACCAGCACCUUGUCAGCUAGUCAAAAUGUGGCUCAAGAAGUGUGAAGACGAUUCCGAAACGGCCAACUGGAUCUCAGCCAACACAAAAGAGUGCCCUAGGUGUCACUCGACGAUUGAGAAGAACGGAGGUUGCAACCAUAUGACGUGCCGCAAAUGCAAGCAUGAGUUCUGCUGGAUGUGCAUGGGUCUAUGGUCCGAGCACGGUACUAGCUGGUAUAAUUGCAAUCGCUAUGAGGAGAAAUCAGGAUCCGAGGCCCGCACCGCACAGGCGAAGUCCCGAGCAUCAUUGGAGCGAUAUCUCCAUUACUACAACCGAUAUGCAAACCAUGAGCAAUCGGCCAAGCUCGACAAAGACCUUUACCUGAAGACGGAAAAGAAGAUGACGAGCCUUCAGUCGCAGUCGGGUUUAUCGUGGAUCGAAGUACAGUUUCUCGACACUGCGUCACAAGCACUUCAACAAUGCCGACAGACCCUAAAGUGGACCUAUGCUUUUGCCUACUACCUUGCGCGUAACAACCUGACCGAGAUCUUUGAAGAUAACCAGAAAGAUUUGGAGCUCGCGGUGGAGAACCUCAGCGAGAUGUUUGAAAAGCCUGUACCUGAACUAGCGAACCUCAAAGUGGACAUCUUGGAUAAAACGGCCUAUUGCAACAAACGGCGGGUGAUUUUGUUGAGUGACACUGCUGAAAAUCUGAAAAAUGGCGAAUGGUCUUUCAACGUGGACUGGUAGAUUAGAGCGAACCGUAUAGAAGGGAAACGGGUUUAACCACGGUUGGUCCCCAAGGCCCAGUCAUUCUUUUGCUUUAACGACGUGCAUGACAGCGCUGAAUUCUCUGCGGGAAAGUUUCACUGUGAACAUUUAAGAGAGGAGCUUUUCGUGGGUGUUAUUUACUUGGUGAUUUGCUUUCUUGUAUCAAUUAUCAUC
This is a messenger RNA of Aspergillus nomiae NRRL 13137, 2052 nucleotides long. Its product is annotated as RING finger protein. Gene Ontology annotation, biological process: positive regulation of proteasomal ubiquitin-dependent protein catabolic process; protein polyubiquitination; ubiquitin-dependent protein catabolic process. Gene Ontology annotation, cellular component: ubiquitin ligase complex; cytoplasm. NCBI's taxonomy places the organism in Eukaryota, Fungi, Ascomycota, Eurotiomycetes, Eurotiales, Aspergillaceae. The coding region runs from base 1 to 1857 and encodes 618 amino acids. The record is from RefSeq and is a predicted model, not a curated record. Gene Ontology annotation, molecular function: zinc ion binding; ubiquitin conjugating enzyme binding; ubiquitin protein ligase activity. The transcript has 5 exons.